Molecule: messenger RNA, 537 nt
Organism: Erigeron canadensis
Lineage: Eukaryota; Viridiplantae; Streptophyta; Magnoliopsida; Asterales; Asteraceae
Product: secreted RxLR effector protein 161-like
Exons: 1
Coding region: 1-537 (178 amino acids)
Source: RefSeq, a predicted model, not a curated record
AUGCUGAAAAAGUUUGAUAUGUCUUACUGUCAACCAAUUGGGACACCCAUGGAAGUUCGUACCAAAAUUCAUGCUGAUUUACAUGGAAAACUGUUUAACCAGAAAUUGUAUCGCAGUAUGAUAGGAUCCCUACUUUAUCUAACUGCUAGUCGCUCGGAUAUUAUGUUUGCAACAUGUAUGUGUGCUAGAUUUCAAGCUAACCCUAUGGACAGCCAUGCUCAAGCUGUUAAACGAAUCUUUCGGUAUCUUAAGAGCACUAUUAAGCUUGGUUUAUGGUACCCGAAAGAAACCGGUUUCGAAUUAAGUGAUUUCUCAAAUGCAGAUCAUGCAGGGUUUAAGUUAGACCGCAAAAGCACUUCUGGCAGUGUGCAAUUCCUUGGUGACAAGUUAGUUGGGUGGUCUUCAAAGAAACAAACUUGUGUUUCUAGCUCAACGGUUGAAGCUGAAUAUGUCGCUGCUGCUAGUUGUUGUCAAAAUCUGUGGAUGAAGACUCAACUCUCUGACUAUGGCUUUAAGUAUGAGCAUAUUCCGAUCUAA